This is a messenger RNA of Sinocyclocheilus rhinocerous, 3836 nucleotides long. RefSeq names its product carboxyl-terminal PDZ ligand of neuronal nitric oxide synthase protein. Lineage: Eukaryota; Metazoa; Chordata; Actinopteri; Cypriniformes; Cyprinidae. Bases 327 to 2228 code for a protein of 633 amino acids. The transcript has 11 exons. Gene Ontology annotation, molecular function: nitric-oxide synthase binding. The record is from RefSeq and is a predicted model, not a curated record.
CCCAUAGCGCCUCUUUUAAUAAACUUCUUGCUGAGGCACUUGAACAACUUGAGCCGAAGCCAGACUUGUAUAAACGCAGCUGAUGUCUGCGGGCUGAGAGAGGGGGAAAGAGGCGCCCAACCCAUUUCUUUUGUGCUGAAGCGCCUGUGAUUUCAUUCAGCUUUUCCCGGGCUGCUACUAUAAUGGGCUCCCUCGCUUUGAACCGCUCUUGUAUCCGCGACUUGUUUUCUGCUGGUUAAACUAGAGCAAUCUUUUUAGUUGGCAGUAGUUUUGAAGCUUGGGAACUGGCUGAUGAAAUUUCUCGCCGAGCAUCUGGACGGGUCCCAAUGAAAAUGCACGGGAGAAACAGGUACAACCUGGUGGACGAUGUGGCGGAUUCGCGAGUCCCGCUUCACAACGAAGAAGCGUAUCAACACGGAAUACACUUCCAAGCCAAGUAUGUUGGCAGUCUGGACGUCCCAAGACCCAACAGUCGAAUGGAGAUUGUCGCUGCUAUGAGAAGAAUCCGGUUUGAGUUCAAGGCAAAGAACGUGAAGAAGAAGAAAGUGAGCAUAGUGGUUUCCGUAGACGGGGUCAAAGUGGUGCUGCGCAAAAAACCCAAGAGGAAAGAGUGGACGUGGGAUGAGAGCAAGAUGCUGGUUAUGCACGACCCCAUAUACAGGAUCUUCUAUGUAUCCCAUGAUUCUCAGGAUCUGAAGAUUUUCAGCUACAUUGCUCGUGAUGGAUCCAGCAUAUAUUAUUUGAUUAUUUAUUAUAUAACAUAUAUAUUAAGUCAGGCCAUGCGGAUAGUGCGGACGGUCGGUCAGGCGUUUGAGGUGUGCCAUAAGCAGAGUCUGCAGCACGCUGAGCAGAAUGCAGAUGAACAGCCAGACGGCCCUGCAGACGGCCAGAGCGAUCAGUCUGGAGAAGAGCCCAGCCCUGAAGCUCGUCAGCUGACAGGGAUGGAGCACGGAAUGGAUGAUGCCACUGGAACGGAGUCACAUUCCACAAAGCUCAGUGAGCAGGCUAUGGAUGACAUUCUUCAGAGUCUGUCAGAGCUCAACAUGGUGAAACCUUCACAAACCCUCCAGUCUUUACAAGACCUGGAGGGUGUCUCUCUCUACACGCUAUCUCCCAGCAGCCCUUGCUCUCCUACUCACACACCUUUGGCCACCCAACACCACCUGCAGUUACUCCAACAACAGCUGCUACAGCAGCAGCAACAAACACAGAUCGCUGUUGCACAGGUGCAGCUCCUGAAGGAUCAGCUGGCCGCAGAGACGGCUGGCCGCAAGGAGGCGCAGGCCAGAACUCACCAGCUGCUGCUGCAGAACCGAGACUUACUGCAACAUACAGCCCUGCUGGUGAAACACCUCAGCCAACUGGAGAUCAGAGUCAGUGGAGCCACACAGAAAGAAGAAUCCCCAUGGAGUAGCAUGUCCCCUCGUUCUCUCUCUCUCAACCUGAAGAACCUCUACACCCCUCACUCAGACCAGCCCGUCACCUCCACUCCAGCAGGACAGCCAGAAAAUCCUCCUGUUUCCUCCCACGCUGAGUCCUACCUCAAUCUGCUCAACCUGCGUGGUGCUCCCACCAUUACAGCCAAUGGGAAGCCAGCGAGUGCGAGAAGUGAAGCGGGACUGGACGCAGCAAGAAGGGAAGUUGCUAAGCUAGAAACUCGGAAUUCAACAGCACUUGAUGAGAGGUAUAAACAAACCAUCCCUAAACUGGACCCUCCACCUCAGCCCCUGAACCGCAAGCGUUCAAACAGGACUCUCUCUCCGGGUGUCGAAGCAGAGUCAAGAUCUUCAGCUGUAGCCACACCUGUAAAUGGAAACAAACUCACAAACGUAAACAGUAGCUCCUCGUUUCCUGACAUCACGCUAUGCUCCGUUUCACCUGGUGAUUUCUAUUCUCACACCACCGGUAACAGUGUGUCAUGUUCAGCCAGCGAGGAUUCUGGCGUGCGCUCGGAUGACAAAUCCCUUAUAUCCCCCCAAUCCAGAGACGACCCCUCUGAUGACCAGAGCUCUGCGUUCAUCUCCACUUCCAGUACCUGCAGCAGCUUACCUGAGGAUCAUCCAGCUGUGGAUGGAGUGACUCCACCGCAUUCUACCACACCACUGGGAUAUGAGCAAACCAUCCCGUUCUCUUCGCCUGUCAAUGACACCUGCCUUCAUAUAAGCCUAAGCGAAGAUGAGUUUCUAGAGGACAGCACCUAUAAUGUCGCCACCCCAUGCAGGAGUUAGAAUCCCACACAAAAUAUGUGAGAAAUCAGAAUGAUAAUAACUCCACAGUAUUGAACAAACAUAAAGAAGAAAGGAGGCAUAUUUGACAACUGAUCUGUGUAAUAUUAGCCACAAACUCACACUGAUGUUAUGCUGCAUAUUAUUUUUUCGACUCCUUUUACCAGUUUUUUCCACUCCUUGUUUCGAUCAAUGACUCGCCAUUUUUUUUUACCAUGCCCUCAAAUAAUUUUAUCUAUAAAAUUUGCUGAAAGAAUAUUUAGUAUGAUACAGAGUAGACUACUAUUGACAGAUGGAUAGAGUGUAUUUUUUUAGAUUGAAAUGAAUAGUUAUUUUUAGCAAUGAAUGAAAUGCAUUGGCUCCCACUAAACUGAAUAGGAACUGCUUCUGUUAGUGCUGCCGAUGUGUUUUUAUAUUAUAAGUUCAGUCUAUUUUUUUUUUAUUGGUGCAAAUUGAUUUAUAUAUUGUUUGAAUGUUAUUUGGAUGCUAAAGAGCAGUUAUGUAGCAAAGAAAUGCAGAAGUAUGUUAUGACUGGUGAGAAAUAGAUGAGAAACAUAUAGAAAUAUGAAGAAAUUGAGGUGGAAAAAAACUUUCUUGCAGGAAUUCACAAACUGUGCACAUUUUGUUUCAUACAGUAAGCUGUGUGACUGAAUAGCUAAGUAUGGCAGCUUGAAUGGAUAGAUGACUGCAGACAAAUAAGGGACUUGAUUAUGUCUAGACAUCUUGAAGGGCUGAACCUCUCUGAUUUUAAUGCUUCACCAAUCAAGGUAAAAUGAGGGAAGAUCAUUAUCACCUUUUCUAGGUGGAAAGGCUGCAAAGAAAAAAAACAGUAGUAGAGGAAAGUAGAGGUGUUGCAUUAGUAAUAAAUGCAAUAAUUUUCACAUCCUGUGAAUGUGUACUCACUGCACAGAUCUCACUGCUUUUCUCAGUUAACUAGUGUCACACUGUUGUCCUUAUGAUCCCUUCUUCAAAUAAACCACCAGAUUAUCUACUUAGGAAUUUAAAACAAAAUUGAGCAUUCAUAGUAAAGCAAGUCCAAGUGUUACCUAUCAUUCCCAGUUCUCUGAAUCAGUUCAACUCUCAAUGCUUUUUCUUAAUAUUGAAACAGUAUCUCAUCUAAAUCAAACACACAGAAGAAGUAUUAUAAAUAUAUAUUGACUACAGAUCAUGGUCAGCUGCUUUAUUUUAAACAGACUGGAACACUCAAGACGUCAAUGACCUAAAACUAUGAAAUAAGUGUGCUAGUUGUUGAAAAAAACAAACAGUUUUUCAUGGUUUCACAUUGAGACAUGCAUUUCACAGAGCCAUGGAUUUGUGUAUCACACAAAAGCAUAAUGUAUCAGGGUGAAUAAUAAUGAAAAGAGUCAAAUUAGACAAGGGUUGGACAGAAGGAAGAACUGAAGGGAUUCAUGUCAUUUUGAAAGCAAUGGUGUGAGCAGGUGCUUUUAGCUGAUAUGGGUUAGCAUGACACUUUGUGACAAAAAGGGAAGGAGAAAGAAAGAAGAUGGAAGUAGAGGAAGGAGAUGAAAAAGAAACAAAUAAAUGGUGUUUUACCUGUAUUGUUCAAAUUUAAAAGAAGCAGUUGUGGCAAUAAAAGUGGACUAAAAUGCA